AUGGCUUGUGGGUCAGGAGAUCUUCAGGGCCUUACAUCUCCAUUUUCUUCUGCCAGAGCUGACAAUAGCCUCUAUGUUGAAGGAUCCUGGUUCCGGGCCUGUGGUCAGACUAACAUCUCCUGCAAGAAUGUGAAGGGGAAGCUGGUGGAGGUAGGCAAGUGGCCAUGGCAGGUGAGCAUCCUGUUCAUGGGCAUGAACAUCUGUGGCGGCUCCAUCAUCCACCACCAGUGGGUCCUUACAGCUGCACACUGCUUAUACAGAUCCAAAGACCCCAAAGCAUACUCUGUGAAGGUGGGAGUUCAACACAUCUCCGAAGAUGGCACUGAGCUCUCUGUCACUCACAUUGCAAUUCAUGAGGAUUUCAACAACCUCAUAUCCCAGGACAUUGCCCUCCUAAAGCUUGGAGACUCCAUCUCCUGGUCCCCCCUCAUCCAGCCUGUCUGUCUACCCACCCCCAAACUCAAGCCAUCUCUCGGAUCCAUGUGCUGGGUGAUCGGGUGGGCCCGAACAGAUACAAAAGUGACCCCACAGCCCUCCUACAGUCUUCAGGAGGUGGCUGUCAAGAUCAUAAACAAGAAGAUCUGCCAUCAACAGUACAAGUUCCUCUUCUUAAAGGACCAGAAGAAGUUCAUCGGGAAUGACAUGAUGUGUGCCGCCUCACAAUGGGGCAUGGACAUGUGUCAGGGUAAAUCUGGCAAUUCCCUUGUCUGCCAAGUGAACAAAACCUGGAUUCAAAUGGGGGUGAUGAGCUGGAGCUUUAGCUGCAACCAGCACCGCUUCCCGGGCCUCUACACCAGCACCUCCCACUUCACUAAAUGGAUCAAGAAGCAGAUCAGUGACGUGAGGUUCGUCAGUAGAGCUGGGCCCACCUUCCUGAGCCCAGUCUUCCUCACCAGCUGCAUUCUGCUGCUCUCCUUGGGCUCCCUGUGGCUCCUGUGAGUGAUGUUUCCAGGGCAGUCCCCCAGGAGGCUGUUUCUUCUUCUCUGUCCAUCUGCAGGAGAAGUGGAGACUGGCAGAGCACAGGACAUCAGGCAGAGUACCCUGGGGGAGGGUCCCAGAGCCACUGUUUUUUUAUAGUUCAAUGAAGAUGCUCUUGAACUUUGUACCACUGAAGUUAUCGUUCUUGACUUUGGCCAGACCCUUCAAAGCCUCCCCACCCCCAAGA
Messenger RNA from Camelus dromedarius (Arabian camel), 1165 nucleotides. RefSeq names its product serine protease 46 (gene PRSS46P). Gene Ontology annotation, cellular component: endoplasmic reticulum. The record is from RefSeq and is a predicted model, not a curated record. NCBI's taxonomy places the organism in Eukaryota, Metazoa, Chordata, Mammalia, Artiodactyla, Camelidae. The coding region runs from base 1 to 939 and encodes 312 amino acids. Gene Ontology annotation, molecular function: serine-type endopeptidase activity; threonine-type endopeptidase activity. The transcript is spliced from 5 exons. Gene Ontology annotation, biological process: proteolysis.